Messenger RNA from Nerophis lumbriciformis (worm pipefish), 11854 nucleotides. It is a transcript of the gene ano3, whose product is annotated as anoctamin 3. Gene Ontology annotation, biological process: chloride transmembrane transport. Gene Ontology annotation, cellular component: plasma membrane. NCBI's taxonomy places the organism in Eukaryota, Metazoa, Chordata, Actinopteri, Syngnathiformes, Syngnathidae. Gene Ontology annotation, molecular function: chloride channel activity; protein dimerization activity. The record is from RefSeq and is a predicted model, not a curated record.
AACAGCUCCACAGCCUCUCGGUGUAGUUUGACGUGCAUGUGGCGAGCUCGCAUCUCCACGCAAGGAAUUUGAUACAGGCGGGGAAGCAGGAGAUCGCCGCAAUGGUGCAUCACUCAGGCUCCAUCCAGUCCUUCAAGCAGCAGAAAGGCAUGCACACGAGCAUCAGUGAGAUCCUGAAGGAGAAGAGCCUGAAGCCGUCCCGCCGCAGUCUGCCCUGCUUAGCCCAGAGUCAGACCCAUCCUAUCAACCUCAACCACUUCCUGUCUGUGCCACUGAGCCCGGAGCCCAAAGCCCAGGAUGAGGUUCUGAGUCAGAGCAUCAGCACCUCCUGCAGCCUCCUCCCUCCAGCAGAGGUUGGCAAGGAUCACUACACGGAAGAGUCCGAGGUCUCCACAUGUGAAACCAGAGUAGACAAGUCACUUCUGCCCCGAAAACCCAGCACACGGGCUCAUGGAGGGGCCCGCACAUAUUCCCUCAAGGGGAGAAAUCCAUCGGAUGAAACUGGUCUCUUCUUCAGAGAUGGGAAAAAGCGCAUCGACUACAUCCUGGUUUACAAAAAGUCCAGUCCACAGGUGGAAAAGAGGUGCACCUUUGAGAAGAAUUUACGUGCUGAGGGCUUAAUGCUGGAAAAGGAGCCUUCCCUGACAAACAACGACAUCAUGUUUGUGAAGAUCCAUGCUCCCUGGGACACACUUUGCAAAUACGCCGAGCAGAUGAACAUCCGGAUGCCUUUCAGGAAAAAAUGCUACUUUACAGACUGGAAAAGCAAAACCUUGGGCAGCCGCUUUCAUCUGAGAUGUCGUCAGAUAAAGAGCUGGCUUCCCAGAAAUCCCAUGAAGCUGGACAAAGAGGCUCUGCCUGACCUGGAAGAGACCGACUGCUACACUGCUCCCUUCAGUAGGGCACGUACGCAUCACUUCACCAUCAACAACAGAGAGACCUUCUUCUCCAACUCUACCCGAAGCAGAAUAGUCCACCAUGUCCUGCAGCGCACAAAGUAUGAGGAUGGAAAGCCAAAAAUGGGAAUCAACCGAUUAUUGGGCAACAACACCUAUGAGGCUGCCUUCCCUCCACAUGAGGGUGGAUACAAGAGCAGACAUCCCAUCAAGACGCAUGGUGCCCAGAACCACAGACACCUCCUUUAUGAGCGCUGGGCUCGCUGGGGGAUCUGGUACAAGUACCAGCCUCUGGACCUCAUCAGACGCUACUUUGGAGAGAAAAUCGGCCUUUACUUUGCAUGGUUGGGCUGGUACACGGGCAUGUUGAUCCCUGCUGCUCUGGUUGGCCUGUUUGUCUUCCUCUACGGACUCUUCACCAUGGACUCCAGCCAAGUCAGUAGAGAGAUUUGUGAAGCCAACACGACUAUCAUGUGUCCGAUGUGCGAGGAAACCUGCGAGCCGUGGACGCUAAGUGACAGUUGUGUCUAUGCAAAGGUGACCCAUUUGUUCGACAAUGGUGGCACUGUUUUCUUCGCUAUCUUCAUGGCAAUCUGGGCCACCGUCUUCCUGGAGUUUUGGAAAAGGAGGAGAGCGGAGCUGACUUACGACUGGGAUCUCAUUGACUGGGAGGAGGAGGAGGAGGAGCUGAGGCCUCAGUUCGAAGCCAAAUAUUCCAGAGUGGAGAGAGUAAACCCCAUAUCUGGCAAACCCGAGCCUUUCCAGCCCUUCUCAGACAAACUCAGCCGGCUCAUGGUGUCUGUGUCCGGAAUAUUCUUCAUGAUUUCUCUGGUCCUGACCGCCGUGUUUGCAGUGGUGGUUUUCCGUCUCAUCGCCAUGGAGAAAUUUGCCUCCUUCAACUGGCAUUUUGUGAAGAAGAACUGGCAGUUUGCCACCUCUGGCACUGGCGUCUGCAUCAACUUCAUGAUCAUCAUGUCUCUCAACGUGGUGUAUGAAAAGGUGGCCUAUCUGCUGACCAAUUUAGAGCAUCCACGGACUGAGUCUGAGUGGGAGAACAGCUUUGCUCUCAAGAUGUUCCUCUUCCAGUUUGUAAAUCUGAACAGUUCCACGUUUUACAUCGCGUUCUUCCUGGGAAGGUUUGCUGGCAGGCCUGGAAAAUACAACAAACUCUUUAAUCGAUGGCGACUGGAGGAGUGUCAUCCAAGUGGCUGCUUGAUUGAUCUGUGCCUGCAAAUGGGCGUCAUCAUGUUUUUCAAGCAAAUCUGGAACAACUUCAUGGAGCUUGGUUAUCCUUUGCUGCAGAACUGGUGGUCCCGUAGGAAGAUCAAGAAAGGAGGGGGUGCUGUUGGUGGAGGCCAGAACGUGGAAAGUAAAAAUCAGCUCCCACAGUGGGAUAAAGACUGGAAUCUGCAGCCCAUGAACACGCACGGCCUGGUGGACGAGUACCUUGAAAUGGUCCUGCAGUUUGGGUUCACCACCAUCUUUGUAGCAGCGUUCCCGUUGGCGCCUCUCCUCGCCUUGCUCAACAACAUAAUCGAGAUUCGCCUUGACGCCUACAAGUUUGUCACCCAGUGGAGGAGACCCAUGCCAGCCCGAGCCACUGAUAUAGGUAUCUGGCAUGGGAUCCUUGAAGGUAUCGGUGUUCUGGCCGUCAUAACCAACGCCUUUGUUAUCGCUAUCACCUCGGACUACAUUCCCCGCUUUGUUUAUGCCUUCAAAUAUGGCCCCUGCGUGGACAAGGGGUACCACCAUGACGACGAAUGUUUCCGAGGCUACAUGAACAGCAGCCUGUCAGUGUUUGACAUGAGCGAGCUGAAGAACAGCAGUCAGUCCAAAUACUGCAGGUACCGAGAUUACAGAGCCCCGCCCUGGAGCACGGUGCCCUACGAGUUCACUCUGCAGUUCUGGCACGUCCUGGCUGCCAGGCUGGCCUUCAUAAUCGUCUUUGAGCACCUGGUGUUUGGCAUCAAAUCCUUCAUUGCGUACCUCAUCCCGGACAUGCCCAAGGACCUGUGUGACCGCAUGCGCAGGGAGAAGUACCUGAUGCAGGAGAUGAUGUACGAGGCCGAGCUGGAGCACCUGCAGAAGGAGCGGAAGAAGAACGGACGGCGUUUUCACCACGAGUGGCCUUAACUUUCUACCCCCCUCCCCUCCCCUCACAUCUCCCCCUCUCAACGCCACGCAGUCCUCGACUCCUCCCUCCCUCCUUUUGUCUGCUUCUCUCCUUGAAUUUGAGCGGAUUCACCAAAGACACUCUCUUCGCUAAUGACACUCCAAAGCUGCUUCAGCAUGAGCCGUCACCCCGACCCCUCCCUCGCCAUCUGUUCCCGUGCUGACACAGCCCCACACAACCCCUCCCUCUGCUGUGUGCUGUGUCAUGGCCUCACUGCUGUAUUACAGUUGUAAUGUUUACUAUGCAGAUGAAGCGGUUCACUUCGUCAGCCAUCUUGCACUGUCUCUCUCUCUCUUUCUGUGUGGCAGCUAGCUCUCGUCUGCUCGGAAUCCUGCAGUCAGCUGCAUGGUUUUUUUUGGUCGUUUUCUUUUCGUCAUCAGAACCCUGGCGGUUCCCGAAUAGAGUACAUCGCCCCCAUGAAGCAUGCUGAUGCUAUUGGUGUUAAACAGCAGCAGUGAUCAUGGAGACUUGUCCGAGGAAGCCUGCAGAAUGUGCAUGUCAGUGUUGUUGUGUUCCUUCUUGGUGCCUGGUGUGUGUGUCAGUGUGUGUUUGUUGUGCCACAGCUGAGCUUGAGUUUGCAGAGUGCGAACAUGAUCGUGCCUACUGUACAGUUAUGCGCCGACAUCACGUGUGCCUGUUUGUGCUGCACGUGCGCUUUCAAGUGCGAGAAAGCCUCUCUUAUCUACUUGUUCUGGUGUAGAACUUUCUCCUGAGUGGGUUUGCUUUUGACGUGAGUCACCCACAGUCGGGUACCUACUCCGGUCUAAUGGCUCCGAAACAACAGUGUUCGCCGAAACGUGACUCCCAUUAUGAGUGACGCUUGCACGCAGCAGCCACAAAUCUGCUUCCUUUUCUCUCUCUUUUCUCUCUGUACCCAUAGCCUGUUUUCCAUUUGUUGUUGGAAGGUCUGAAGCAUGAUUUGGACAUACCUGUGGCUUGGAUGUUCGCUGCACAAAGAACAUCCAACCGCUGUUGCUCACUCACACGCAAAGAAGCACUUACAGGUUCCAAGGGGCGGAUGAGAAUAUUAGGUCAGCUGCGGUUGAAAGCCACAUUCUGAUGGUAAUUGCUGUGAAGUGUGGCUGCUUCAACUGAAAGACACGGUGUGGCUCUUGCCCAACAGCGACAAUUCCGUACGGCAGCGUGAAUGAACAACACAUUCCACACCAAAAGUCCCAAUCAUAUCUUCAAAACUCAAACAUACGUGAGAUUUGUAUUUAUAUAAACAGCUGUGGGUUUUUUGACAAAACACACAAUGAAAUAAUAUGCAAACAGUUAAUCAUGGUAAUUAAAUAAAUUAUAUAAUAGGGGUGUCCAUAACUUUUUCACAUCCGAUAAUGCAGUGUUUUCAACCUUUUCUGAGCCAAGGCACAUUUUUUUCAUUGAAAAAAUCCCGAGGCACCACCAGCAGAAAACAUUAAAAAAUGAAACAAAGCAGCCGAUAUUAACAAUAAAAAGUCGUUCUCGCAAUUGUUGGAUAUGAAUUCAAACCAUAACCAAGCAUGCAUCACUAUAGCUCUUGUCUCAAAGUAGGCGUACUGUCACAUCACGCCGUGACUUAUUUUGAGUUUUUGGCGUUUUCCUGUGUGUAGUGUUUUAGUUCUUGUCUUGCGCUCCUAUUUUGAUGUUGAUUGUCAUGUCAGCGUCUUCAGUAUUGCGGACGCUGUAUCGAUUCGUUGUGGUGAAGAAGGAGGAGCUGAGCCGGAAGGCAAAGCUCUCAAUUUACCGGUCGAUCUACGUUCCCAUCCUCACCUAUGGUCAUGAGCUUUGGGUUAUGACCGAAAGGACAAGAUCACGGGUACAAGCGGCCGAAAUGAGUUUCCUCCGCCGGGUGGCGGGGCUCUCCCUUAGAGAUAGGGUGAGAAGCUCUGUCAUCCGGGAGGAACUCAAAGUAAAGCCGCUGCUCCUCCACAUCGAGAGGAGCCAGAUGAGGUGGUUCGGGCAUCUGGUCAGGAUGCCUCCCGAACGCCUCCCUAGGGAGGUGUUUAGGGCGCGUCCGACCGGUAGGAGGCCACGGGGAAGACCCAGGACACGUUGGGAAGACUAUGUCUCCCGGCUGGCCUGGGAACGCCUCGGGAUCCCCCGGGAAGAGCUGGACGAAGUGGCUGGGGAGAGGGAAAUCUGGGUUUCCCUGCUUAGGCUGCUCGGAUAAGCAGAAGAAGAUGGAUGGAUGGAUGGAUGUCAUGUCAUGUACGGAUGUAUUUUGUGGACGCUGUCUGCUCCACACGCUUUAAGUCUUUGCUGUCGUCCAGCAUUCUGUUUUUGUUUACUUUGCAGCCAGUUCAGUUUUAGCUUCAUUUUGCAUAGCCACCCCUAAGCUGCAAUGCCUUUUCUUAGCGGCACUCGCCUUUUGUUUAUUUUUGGUUUAAGCGUUAGAUACCUUUUCAUUGUCGUUCCGGUCAUCUACAAAUCAAUUAGCUACCUGCUGCCACCUACUGAUAUGGAAGAGUAUUACACGGUUACUGUGCCGAGCUCUAGACAGCACAGAUACUCAACAACGGCACAUUUGCGGUUUAUAAUUACUGGUUUGCAAAAAAUAUUUGUAAUCCAAUUAGGUGAAAAUACAUAAUCUCCCACGGCACACCAAACAAUAUCUCAUGGCACAAUAGUGUGCCGUGGCACAGUGGUUGAAAAACACUGCGAUAAGGUACCGAUAUUGAUCCGAUACGUCACAAGGGUAGGGAACCUUUUUGGCUGAGAGAGCCAACAAAGCCAAAUAUUUUAAAAUGUAUGAGAGCCAUAUAAUAUAUUUUUUAGCACUAAAUACAACUAAAUGUGUGCAUUUUUAAGUAAGACCUACAUUUUUAGAGUAUAAUAAGUCUCUUAUUCUUUUUAAUAACAUUGCUAUUCUGAAGCUAACCAAUAAUAGAUCAAAUACGUUUACCAUUAAUGCGACUUCUUGAACAGGUGCGGUAGGAAACGGUUUGAUGGAUUAAAAUGCAUGAGAAUGUUUUAUAUUUUGAACGUUAUUUUUGACACUGUGAUUACCAGCGGAAUUAUCCAUUACGUAUCGUGUUAAGCAAUGUCAGCUAAGAUUUAGGCAGUCAUCAAAAGAGCCACAUCUGGCUCGAGAGCCAUCGGUUCCCUACACUUGCGAUACGAUAUCAGCAUGACUCAUACAUUUGUUAUUUUGUAGUGUGCAAUUUUAGAAAAUUAUUGAACAGGUGAAAUUACUCGGAAAACAAUAAUAGGUGUGAAAAAGUAGGGUUGUGAUGAUUGAAAAAGUUCAUAUUAUAGUGACCAAAAUUAUCGUUAUUAUCGUGGUAUUAUUGAAUCUGCUCAAAAAGUGCUUAGACACACUCUGAAAUAUUUUCACCAGGUUAUUUUUUUAUUACCAGAAUAAAAAGGUUAUGGGUUAGAACCCUAAAAAAAAAAAAAUUGCAUGAUUUGUGUUUCUUAUGCUUCAUUCACUAAUAGUGCUUUAGUCUUAGUAUUGUAUCUGUUUUAAUGACUAAGCUUUUAUUGUUUUAAAUAUUGGUUUGUACUAUAGCACAAUUAAGAUUUAUUGGAAUUAAAAUGGAAAAAAAUUAUAUAUAGUUUCUGGCAGGUGUUGUGACGUCUUAUACUCUAUUCAGUGGUUUUUAACGAACUGUAAAAACACUUUCUUGUAUUCCUCUCCUCCCCUACACAGCGUGUAGGUUCAAUUUACACAACUGAAUAGCUUAGUUGCUCAGACAAAAAUGUGUUUGUAUAAGUUUAGUUUGAGGAAUGUUGUUAGUUAAUGGCGAAAGAUGUUAAUGUCUCUUGUUUUCAUGUUGGUAUUCAAGCCAGCGAGCUGGUGCCAGUCGGUGAGUUCAUCAAAGUGCAGUUAUCAAUCACGUUUUGUUAAUAAUUUAAAUUUAAAAACAAUUAUACUAACCGUCUGGAGUUUCAUUAACCGUUUAUUGUUACAUCCUUAACAGCCUUUGUUUUUUUAAACAUUAUAAACUGUACGGAUUAGACUUAUGCUAUGUUUAAGUUGAGGCCGAUGGAUGGACUGGUAAUUGUUUUUGGCGGAACCUAGUGGCCACAAUAAUUAAGUUAAGCUUAUAAGAGAGUAACGAUUAGGGUUUUAGUUUAUUUCGAACAUACAUUGUCUGUCUAUCUGUGUUGGCCCUGUGAUGAGGUGGCGACUUGUCCAGGGUGUACCCCGCCUUCCGCACGAAUGCAGCUGAUAAUGGAUGGAUGGAUGGAUGGAUACAGUUCCAAUGUGGUACAUAUCACAUAUUUCCAGUUUCUCAUUCCGAAAAGAAGCAGAUCUUAUUUAAUCCGACCCAUUUUCCUUUUCAUAGCAAUUGCUAACACGUGUUUGUUCACUUCCUGUGUUUAAUCUAACACAAGUUUAAAAAAAAUCAGUUUUUAUGAAUGAAUAGUUAAAUUGUGAGUCACAUUUUUAUAGAAUGGACUUUUGCUGUCUUUAAAGUGGAACUGCACUUUUUUGGAAAUUUAGUUUAUCAUUCAUAAUCCUUAUGUAGGACAAGCACACAUGUUUUUCUGUUUUUAUGCAUUCUCACUAAUAAAUAAAUGUGAUCAAAAAGUCUGCUUACAAUGGAGCCUAUGGGAGUCGCUCUAUCCCGCCGAUAAAGCGCUUGAAAAAAACAUCGAUACACUUCCAUCAAUUUUUUUUAAUUUUUUUAAUUGAAUUAUAUUUAUAUAGCGCUUUUCUCAAGUGAAACAAAGCGCUUUACAUUGUGAAACCCAAUAUAAAUUACUUUUUUUUUUCAUCAAUGUUUUAUAUACACGUACUGUAGGUAUAUGUGUAAUGUAGUAGAAGGCACAUUCAUAAUAUCAUGUAAUAUUUACGUAGUUGGAUCAUUUCAAGCAUAUGGCGGCAAAAUGCAUCACAACGUUUGCCUUUUUCUUCGACAACAUCACUGAUUAGUACUGACUGCAGACUUCAUGAGAGCCAACAAACAUAAUAAAACAUCACCUACUGUACAGUGUCUGCUGUCAUUGGGAUGCCGACUGUGAGGAAUGACUCUUAAUCCUCGCAAAGAAAAAAGAGGGGAGGAAACAAGCGCCUUUUCGUGUCUUUCUCACCAUUUCCGAGUCUAAAUUUGAUGCAAACUUGUCCAACUUGUCGUUUUUUGUCUUCAUUCUUCUACUAUCAAGGUGAGAGACAUUUGCAUUAUUUAUGAACUAGAAUAAACUUCCACGAGCUCUGAGGCGAGAAAGCAGCUCACAAGCUUGUUAGCUAUCUCUGAUUACGGCGCCACUAUAAAUAGAUCGUUUGCGUCCGCGCUUAUAAUAACAAUAUCACUAAUAGUUGGUUAAUAGUCAAGGCACAAAAUGUAAAUGCAGUAUUUUCGGCGCUUUUUGUAUGUUUUUUUUUUAGAAGACUUUGUGGGCGGAACAGAGGACCUCCCAUCGGCUUCACUGUAAGAUUACUUUUAUUUACGAGUUUGAGUGCAAUCUAAAAGAUACAUCCGUCCACUUGUCUCUUAAAAUGAUUGUGAACGAUAGACAAAAUUCCAAAAACGUGCAGUUCCCCUUUUAGUUGUAGUGGAGUGCUAAUUAGCUUUUGACGACACCUAGUAGCCAAAAUAAUUCAAAAUUAAGGUCAUAAGCAAUAAAUUGAAUCAUGCGGACACGCUUGCUACUUUUCUAAUAGGCUUCUGCUUUGGAGACUUUGUAUGUGUAAGUGAUAUGCAACUAUAAAGAUUUGAUACUUAUUUAUAUUGACAAUUGUGCUGUGUUGGAUUGCAAUAUUGUUCAAUUAAGGACACUUAUUACAUAUGUCUAGCUUGUGUGCUAUUGUGUGCUUAGCUAUUGUGUAGCUGCUAACUCCUAGUAGUCUAUAGCAUGCCAUGUUUACCUUUUGUAAAUGACUUAUUAUUAGAAUACAAGAAUGUUGCCUAUUGGAUGACAUUUAACUGUUAACUGGCUGUCCACCUUUGCACAAAUAGGACUGCUUGUAUCUCUUGUAUAUACAUUUAUCUUUAAAUUAAAAAUAUAUAUAAUGUUUCUGUAUCUGCUUAUAUCAGAUUUUAGAUACAAGCCGAUAUAAUCCUUGUUUGUUUUUCUGAUAUCAGUCCAAUAUCCGAUGUCAAUAAUAGAUGGGGACACCCCUAAUAUACAGGUAUAAUGUAAUUAUAAAAUAAUGGUUAAAUAAUUAUAAACUUCAAUAAAAAAUGAAUAAACACAAGAAAAACCGCUGGACGAACAGGAAAACCACUCAAUACAGUGGAACAAUUUUUCUUCAGUCAAACAAUUCAGAAAUCAACCAAAAAUAUUGAGGAAUGAUUCGGUUCUUAAGUUAAAUCAUCAUCACAUGGUGUCUAGGCUGAUCAGUACAAGAUGGCUAAGUAAAAUGCAUGUUGGGAAAGUAUGUGUGUGAAGUCUUAAUGCAGGGCAACAUAUCUUCCAGACAGCUUGAUAAACACAUGUUGUUCUUUUCUCUUAGCACUGAAAAGAGACAUAGUAACGCCUUGACCCGCAUAGAAGAUGACUGUGAGUAUAAGACAAUUUUUGUAAGAAACCCCCCCCCAAAAAAAAAUUUUUUUUUCCAAAAUCCUGCUUUUAAUAUCUGUGAAAUAACGAUAAUGGUAGAUUGCAACAAUAAAAAAAUAUAUAUAAUCUUUCUUAGCUAUUGAAGAACAUUGAAGACAAUUUUCCUAAAAUUAGCAUCAUAACGCAUCUUCUGUUCGCUAACUUUCCCAACUUUUGUGACAAUUAUUUGAAGCGGCCGUGUGUAAGUGGAGAGAAGAAAAGCUCUGACUUGCCUUGGAAAAAUGGGGUUUGGCGCCAGCUGUAAAUCUCUAGAGCAGGGCUAUUCAAUUGGUGUCGUCGGGGCCAAAUCCAGCCCGGAAAUGACACCAUAUCGGCCCCCAAUUUCAGUUCAAGAGUUUUCCUGUGGUAUAGAGGAACUAGGACCACUGUAAACACAUUGGAAGAACUGUGCAUUGACAUUUUAACCUUGCCAGCAAACACAGAACCUUGCGGUCUAAACUUGCGAUUGCCAUAAUGGAGGCGAUCCUCAAGGCACCCCUUUAAGUCCUCUACUUUUUGGCAGUUACAAUUUUUUUUCGUAAUGUGAUUUAAGUAACUAAAGUAUUGCUGCAGCUCCUUUAUUUCACAUGCAGUCAGUAGUCAUUUGUAGGAUUUCUUUCUAUACCUAUUCCUCAAAGUUCCAUUUUUAGUCCUCUUUUUCAUCAAUUGGGCUAUUCAACUGGUGGCCCACAAGUUCAGUUCAAAAACGCUGCUAGAGACUCACAAAUUUGCAGCAAACACUUAAAACAUUAUAGUGCUAUCCUAGCUUUUUUGCAGAAGGUCCUUAGAAACAGUAGAGCACUCCUUUAAUUGUGAAAUGAACAACCAAAUGUCUCCUAUAAAGGAUGUUGGUUCACCAGAAUAAACAAAAUAAAACUCCCAGGGUCCUGAGCUUUCUGGAAAUGUGGCCCCCAAAACAAUUAAAUUGAAUAUCUUUGCUCUAGAGCAGUGGUUCUUAACCUGGGUUUGAUCGAACCCUAGGGGUUCGGUGAGUCGGCCUCAGGGGUUCGGCGGAGGUCAAAACACACCCGACUCAUCGUGUAAAUACAAACUUCUCCCUAUCGGCGUAUUACGGAUACGGCAACAGUUGACUGGUUUGCAGGUGUGUAAUUGGUUGUGAGUUUAUGCACUGUGUUGGUUUUGUUGUUUGAACAAGGUGAUGUUCAUGCACGGUUCAUUUUAUGCACCAGUAAAAAAACAUGGUAACACUUUAGUAUGGGGAACAUAUUCACCAUUAAUUAGUUGCUUAUUAACAUGCAAAUUAGUAACAUAUUGGCUCUUAACUAGUCAUUAUUAAGUACUUAUUAAUGCCUUAUUCGGCAUGGCCUUAUUAUAACCCUAACCCUCUAACCCUAACCCUAACCAAAUAACUCUAAAUUAAGUCUUUAUUACUUAGAAUCACACUCCGCAGCCUUCCCGGUAAGGUCUAUUCAGGUGUACAGGAGAGGAGGUUACGCCGGAUAGUCGAACCUCGGAUUCAGGAGGAACAGUGUGGUUUUCGUCCUGGUCAUGGAACUGUGGACCAGCUCUAUACUCUCGGCAGGGUCCUUGAGGGUGCAUGGAAGUUUGCCCAACCAGUCUACAUGUGCUUUGUGGACUUGGAGAAGGCAUUCGACCGUGUCCCUCGGGAAGUCCUGUGGGGAGUGCUCAGAGAGUAUGGGGUAUGGGACUGUCUGAUAUUGGCGGUCCGCUCCCUGUAUAAUCAGUGUCAGAGCUUGGUCCGCAUUGCCGGCAGUAAGUCGGACACGUUUCCAGUGAGGGUUGGACUCCGCCAAGGCUGCCCUUUGUCACCGAUUCUGUUCAUAACUUUUAUGGACAGAAUUUCUAGGUGCAGUCAAGGCGUUGAGGGGAUCCGGUUUGGUGGCUGCAGGAUUAGGUCUCUGCUUUUUGCAGAUGAUGUGGUCCUGAUGGCUUCAUCUGGCCAGGAUCUUCAGCUGUCGCUGGAUCGGUUCGCAGCUGAGUGUGAAGCGACUGGGAUGAGAAUCAGCACCUCCAAGUCCGAGUCCAUGGUUCUAGCCCGGAAAAGGGUGGAGUGCCAUCUCCAGGUUGCGGAGGAGACCCUGCCCCAAGUGGAGGAGUUCAAGUACCUCGGAGUCUUGUUCACGAGUGAGGGAAGAGUGGAUCGUGAGAUCGACAGGCGGAUCGGUGCGGCGUCUUCAGUAAUGCGGACGCUGUAUCGAUCCGUUGUGGUGAAGAAGGAGCUGAGCCGGAAGGCAAAGCUCUCAAUUUACCGGUCGAUCUACGUUCCCAUCCUCACCUAUGGUCAUGAGCUGUGGGUUAUGACCGAAAGGACAAGAUCACAGGUACAAGCGACCGA